AUGUACCGCAUGUUAUCUGAAAGUGUCAAUCGACUUGACGAUAAAUUAAACCAAUUGAGUGAACUUUUGGAAGAAAAAAGGAACGAGAAAGAGGAAGAAGAGGCGAAAGUCUCCACAGACGAGUUUCGACGUAUCGAAGCAGAAGCGCAGGAGAAUCUGAAGAAUUGGGUACUGAAGCAAGAGGCAAACGAUGAAAUUAUUCUGAAAGAGUUAAAAAGUACAAAUGUAAAGUUCAAUAUCGAAAAAAGUGCUCAGCGAACAUUAAUAAGGUCUCUCUUCAUGGAAAUGAAGGAUACCCGAGAGGAAUGCAAUGCUUUUGGAACUCAAGUUUUCAAUGAAUUAAAUAGUCUUCGAGAUGAUAUCAAUGAGCUUAAGAACUUGUUGGUUACUUCGAAAGAAAAGGGUUGCUCUGAAAAUCAAAAUAGCGAGUCUGUCAAGUCGGAAGCUACUGAUACGCAGUGCACAUCUACUGAGUCUGAAACUGUCGACGAGUAUCCAUUGCUUCCAGGCGGAUUGAAUCAACGAUAUUCAAAUUUUUAUAUUUUCAAAAAUUGCCCGAAAUGCACUCGUCUUGUAAACAAAACGGAUGAAAGCAAUCAUGUGAAGUGUUCGUGUGGAGCAUUUUUCUGCUGGGUCUGUCUGUUCCAGGCAUCUGAAUCCAGACCUAUAUAUGCACACAUGAAAGAGGAACACGGCUGCCACGGAGGAAAUUAUGACAUUCCGGAAUUCGAAGAUGGUAACAUCGAUGUACAAAGAGCUAUCGCUGAAAACUUGCGAUUCCAACCAGAUGAUGAAUUCGAUCAAGAGGAAGAGGGCCGUCUUAACCGUAAUUUGAACUUGGCAGAACAACAGCAAGCACCCCAACUCGAAAAUAGCAACAACGGUCCCGCUGAAGAGCGACAAGUUUCUGAGGAUUCCUACCUAAGCGAUGAAGAAAAUGACGAGGAAGAGCAAAAACGUCUUCAUGAGGAGCAGGAUUUCACCGCUGAAUUGACAAAAAAACUGACUUUGGUCAAACGACAGCAAGACAAUCGUUCGCUACCACCUGCUUCCAAAGUACAAUUAUUUGAUAGUGCUGUCGGAUUUCCUCAAACUACUCCCACCAUUCCGAAUCCACCUCAAAUUGCACAACGCUUUCAGAAACAUUUGAAUGAGUUUCCAUCAGUUCUUCUUGAGAAAUAUCCAGUGUAUUACAAAAGCAAACGUCGUCGGGCAGCUUUGUUAAAAUGGAUCAACGAGUCGGACAGUCAAUAUCAACAUGACCAUCGCAUGAGAGAACUCUUCCGCUAUGCAGAGAAUAACAUCAAUCUUACUGUCUAA
Caenorhabditis remanei is the source of this 1320-nucleotide messenger RNA. RefSeq lists its product as uncharacterized. Bases 1 to 1320 code for a protein of 439 amino acids. NCBI's taxonomy places the organism in Eukaryota, Metazoa, Nematoda, Chromadorea, Rhabditida, Rhabditidae. The transcript is spliced from 5 exons. The record is from RefSeq and is a predicted model, not a curated record.